This is a messenger RNA of Daphnia pulex (common water flea), 3960 nucleotides long. It is a transcript of the gene jef, whose product is annotated as major facilitator superfamily domain-containing protein 6-like. The transcript is spliced from 9 exons. Gene Ontology annotation, cellular component: membrane. Bases 502 to 3090 code for a protein of 862 amino acids. The record is from RefSeq and is a predicted model, not a curated record. NCBI's taxonomy places the organism in Eukaryota, Metazoa, Arthropoda, Branchiopoda, Diplostraca, Daphniidae.
GGCAUCAGACCUUAGGCGCUGGAUGUGUAUGAGCUGGUUUUUGCUGAUAAUUCAGAUUUGAGCCAAUUGAGUUGACUGGACCAAUGGGUGGAAAGAGAGAAAAGAAGAAAAGGGCUUCCAUGACGUCAACGCUCACCGCCAGUCAGUCAGCGAGCGCAGGCCAAAGUAUUGAUUUUUUGUUUCCCCUCCUCCCGGUGGAUGCGCGUCGUGAGCGCCUCCAGGCGGAGCACCAAUGAAGACAAGGUGAGGACUCUUGGAUUUUGGUUUCAUCCAGUCGAGUCGCAAGUCGAGGAGAAGGUGAAAGCGUUUUUCUUUUGGUGGUCAUCUUUUCCUUCCCCCUUGUUAAUAACGAGACACACACACAAUUAUUGCCCAAACAGUUGCAGCGAGGAAUGAUGGAUCGGUGAAAUCCACGUCCAUAGUCCUGGCAUCUUUUGCAUUCUCCCAAAACAGUUUUGAAUUUGAUCCUCACACUCACAGUUAAUUAGCUUCGUCGUCGUCAUGGCCUCCAAUCCAUUUGGGAGUUACUACCCGUCCGACUCGACGGACCAACAACAACAACAGUCGUCGGCCUAUCCGGACUCGAGCAGCUACGCGUACGAUGGAUCGAGCGCUGGACUGAUGAGCGGGGCUGGUGGUGAUGGCGGGACAUUUCCAUCGUCAGGUAACAAUUUCCAGCAGCACCAGCCGAUGGGCACGGGAAUGGCCGAAGUGGAUUUGGCCAAAUACCCGGAGCCGAAGGAGAGCACCAAAAAGAUCCGCGGGCGUGCGGAUCUCAUCGAAUACUUUUUCGGCGGCCCAGUCAACCGGGAGCUGCUGAUCGCCAAAGCGUUUUACUUUUGCUUCUUCUCGGCUUUUGGCUCCCUCCUACCUCUGAUGGCCAUCUACUUCAAAAACAUGGGCAUGACCCCGACCCAGGCCGGAAUUCUCAUCGGCAUCCGGCCGUUUGUCGGCUACCUCAGCGCUCCCUUCUGGGCAGACUUGGCCGAUCGAUUCAAGAAGGGGAGGAUCAUGCUACUUGGCUCCUUGGCCGCCUGGAUCAUUUUCAAUGUCCCGAUUGGCUUCAUCCGGCCUCCGGCAACGUCGUGUCUCGUCUACAACGCGACGGGAUUCUACAUCGAAACUCCCAAGGGCCUCGUCAACCGCAUCGACAAGCGAAGCAUCUCGCCGUCGGAUUAUUUGGACGAUUUCGAGACGGAGAACUUCAUGGCCGGAUGGACGCCCCGCCCACCUCAGUGGGUCGAGGACCAGUUGGCCCAUCAGUCGGGCGACGGAGCGGCCAGGAAAGUGCCGUGGGACCAGCUGCUGGCCAUGGAAGAAGAGGAAACGCUCGACAUUCCGCUGAUGGCCGAUUACGACGACGGGCAGGUGGUGGAUCAAAUGGUGCGCGUCCGUCGCCACAUUGACGUGCCGAUGAAGCCAACCCACGAAGUGGGCAUCUCGCCGUACACGGUGGACUUUGCCAAAAAUUACGAGGCGCUGGGCAGCAACAGCCAACUGGUCUCGCCCACCUUCUCGUUCACCAUCUUCAACCGCAACGACAUCCGCAAAGUGUUUUUCCUCUUCCUGCUGCUCAUCAUCAUUGGCGAAUUCUUCUGCUGUCCCAGCAUGACCCUGGCCGACUCGGCCGUUCUCAACCUGCUGGGCAAAGAGAACGCCGAUCAAUACGGCCGCCAACGAAUGUUUGCAUCCAUCGGAUGGGGAUUGACCAUGUUCUUUGUUUGUCUCACUCUCGACCACUCGCAACCCACACAAGGACCCACUCAUCCCUGCGAGGUGCAUCACAGGGAGAGGGUGUACACGGUCUGCUACAUUUCGUUCACCACGUUCAUGAUUGGCACGAUGAUUGUGGCCACCCGGUUGCCCUUCACCUACGACUCGGAACCCCAGGAGAAUACGCAAAACGCCGCCACCGUUUCAUCGCCUAUUGAGGAAGGUCCGUAUGUUCCUCCGGCUCCCGGUUCCUGGUAUCAUCCGAAACCGGCCCCUCCGCCGCCUGGAUCCCAACACCAUCACUCGACUAAAGAAGUGAUGAACGACGCCCUGAAAAACCUCCUGGGAAAGAGCAAAGUGUUUGCCCAGACGACCAGCAAGAUCCCCGAAUGGAUGCCCGUCUUGCGUCACUUUGCCAACAUUCGAUGCGCUUCGUUCAUGUUCGUCGCCUGGUUCAUGGGUUUUGGCAUCGGACUCAUCUUCACUUUCCUCUUCUGGCACUUGCAGGAUUACGGAGGCACUUCGACCGUCUUUGGCAUGGCGUCGGUCGUCAACCACAUUUCGGAAAUGUUGGCUUACUUUCUCAGUUACCCGCUCAUCCGCAAAAUCGGCCACAUCAAGGUGUUGUGUUUGGGUUUGCUGUGCAGCGUCUUGCGCUUCCUCUACAUUUCAUACAUCCAAGAACCCUGGGGCGUCAUCCCCUUUGAGUUGAUCCAAGGUGUGACUCACUCGGCCGUCUGGGCCGCCGCUUGCUCCUACAUCGCCCACAACACUCCGCCGGAAUUGCGCGUCUCCGCUCAAGGAGUUUUGUCAUUCAUUCAUAACGGAGCCGGACGCGCUUGCGGAACCAUUUUCGGCGGACUCUUUUCCACUUAUUACGGUACGACGGCCGUGUUGCGUGGCUACGGAUUCGCCUGCAUCUUUGUGCUCGUCGGAUUCUGCCUCGUCUGUUUCUAUCACCGAGGCAAAGGAUUAACCGCCGAUUUGACUCCAGCUGAAGAUCCUCACCAAGUUGCAGCGGAAAUGGCCCAUCUGGCUCCUCACGGUGUCCCCGGCAAUCCGACCAUCGUCCGCACCGCUUCCACUGCCAAUUUGGAUCAUUCCAAUAGCAAAGCCACGCUAAAUUACAAUACCAGUCACGGUAACUUGGACAUCCCCACCCUCGGCGGUAUGGCCCAGCCGACGAAUCCCUUCCUGCCAGCAGGGGGCAGCAACCAGCACCACCACCACGCGCCGAGUUCAUUUGGUUACGUCGCCGAGGCCGAGGAAUACAGCGGAAUCUCAAUGAACCCGACACAAAGCGGCGGAUCAGUCAACUUCUCAUCCGGUUCAGGGUAUGGCAACAACACCACUCAAUACAACAAUAGUCAAUACUAAAAACGAAAAAAGUAGCGCGGAGCGACCGUAGAACAAAAACAAGAAGAAAGAAUGUUGUGUGUAGAUGGAACAAACAAAAUUGUUUUGUAAUUGAAAAAUGUUCAGUUUUUAUUCUAUUAUAUAAGUGACUUUUGAAACAACUUCAGUGUAUUAUCUCUCCAAUCACCUUCAGACCCAGUUUAUAUGAAUUCUGCACCGUUACACGUAUAUAUUCAUGGUGUUAUUAAUCAGGUUAACUUAAUUAACGUUUGAAUUGCAUUUUAUUCACUCCCCUCCCCCUUUUUUUGUAAUGUAAUAAUUUCCCUUCGGAUUAACUGAUAACUGAACUGAAACCAAACAACCGGUGUCAUUAUUAUUAGCAAUACUUUGUCGCGCUCCAUUUUCGCAUUCUCUCAUUUGGUUUCAAGUUUAUUUUGAUUUCAAUUACGCCGUUGCUUGGACGUUCGUACAGCCUCUAAUAACCAAAUACUCGAUUGAUAUAAGUUUUCAUUUGGCAAGUGAAGCAAAAAUAAGAAUCGAUUACUCUCGUCCGUUUGUUUUGUCACUGUUCUCCUCACGCCAUCUCGAGAUUAAUUCACUCCACCGGUCAUAAGUUGUUGGGGAUAGAAUUGAUGGUCUUGUUAUUUUACAUUUAGCCUGGGAGAGAUGCUGCACUCUAUAAUAUUGUGUUGUUGUGGCUUUCCUUAAUUCAUUCCUUGUUUGUCGAUUGAUUAUUCCCACCGCCCUUGCCCUCCAAUGGAUGUUAAAUUAUUGGCGCUGUGUUCGAGCAUCGAGUUGAUUGUUGGUUCUGAUUUUAGAUGUCAAACAUCCGCCGUCGUCAUCAUAUCCGUUUCGGUUGAAAAACUAAAAAAUGCAUCCGUUUACAAAAUA